GUCGUGUCGUCUUCUCCAACCCAUCCAAACCAAAGCCGCGGCGGCGCGAGGAGGCAGCGAGAGCUAGGGUUUGGGGCGGCGGAGGGGAGAUGUCGCGGACGCUGGUGCAGCCGGUGGGGCAGAAGCGGCUGACGAACGUGGCGGUGGUGCGGCUCCGUAAGCACGGGCAGCGGUUCGAGAUCGCGUGCUUCCCGAACAAGGUGCUGUCAUGGCGGACGCGGGUGGAGAAGGACAUCGACGAGGUGCUCCAAUCCCACACCGUCUACUCCAACGUCUCCAAGGGCGUCCUCGCCAAGUCCAAGGACCUCCUCAAGGCCUUCUCCACCGACGACCACACCGCCAUCUGCCUCGAGAUCCUCGACAAGGGCGAGCUCCAGGUCUCCGGCAAGGAGCGCGAGGCCCAGCUCUCCUCCCAGUUCCACGAGAUCGCCACCAUCGUCAUGGACAAGACCAUCAACCCGGAGACACGCCGCCCCUACACCAUCACCAUGAUCGAGCGCCUCAUGCACGACGUCCACUUCGCCGUCGACCCCAACCUCACUUCCAAGGAGCAGGCACUGAAAGUUAUUAAGAAGCUAACAGAGCAUUUCCCCAUAAAGCGUGCACCAUUGAGGGUGCGCUUCACUGCACCAAAGUCAAAAUUUGCAAGCCUUACAGAGAAGCUUGAAGAGUGGAAUGCUAAUGUUAUUUCAAAGGACGAGUCUGGUAGCCAGCCCUCUGUUGUGUGUGAGAUUGAGCCAUCUAUUCUACGGUCAUGUGAGGAGAGAUUGAAGGAUGUGCAGGGGAGGGUGGAAGUACUCUCAGUGUCAGCGCACGCAGAAGGUGGCUCUUCUGUGGAUCAAUAUGAAAACACUGAAGAAUCUCAAUCAGUGCCUGCAGUGGAGAUUGAUCCUGUUGCUCGGAUAGGUGAGGCCAUGCAGAAACAGUCCAUCUCAAGUGAGCCAGAAAAUCCUGGGCAGGGACAAGGCAAGCAGCAGAGAAGAUGCAAAGAAUGUGACGUGCUUGUGGAGGACAAGUUGUAUAGGGAGCAUUGCAAAUCUGGGUGGCACAAGCACAACUACACACGCCACAAGAACGGCCUUCCUCCACUCAGCCAGGAGGAGUGCUUGGUGGAAAUGGAAUUAGCCGACUCCAAGAGGGACCUAAAAGACUAUGAUUUCUGAGGCUGAUAUGGUAAACAUUCCGUGUGGUACAUGGAGAUGCAGUGUUUUUGUCUGAGGAGAAAGGUUGUCUGUUUGAUGCUGUAUAGGGAAGCAGGGAAGGGAAUAUUUGUGUAACCGCAAUGUACGCUACUUGCAAUCUACUGAAAUGGAGUGGUCUAUCCACAUUGUCUAACCGCCAAAGAGUAGCAGAAACCUGGUUGUUGCUGUAUAGCUGGGCCAGUAAAUCUGGUGGCAGUUUUGAAUGUUGCUUAUUCUGUAAUGGGAUGCUAUGCUAUGCUAUGUGAGACUACAUGUUAGUAUAUCAUGUUUCUUGCUCUCAUUCCUGUGGACAGAAGUGAAUGAAAAUUUGGAGAUCGAUUUUGCAA
Messenger RNA from Oryza sativa Japonica Group (Japanese rice), 1528 nucleotides. RefSeq lists its product as uncharacterized. NCBI's taxonomy places the organism in Eukaryota, Viridiplantae, Streptophyta, Magnoliopsida, Poales, Poaceae. The record is from RefSeq and is a predicted model, not a curated record. Gene Ontology annotation, biological process: cytosolic ribosome assembly; ribosome biogenesis.